Molecule: messenger RNA, 1598 nt
Organism: Eurypyga helias (sunbittern)
Lineage: Eukaryota; Metazoa; Chordata; Aves; Eurypygiformes; Eurypygidae
Gene: PWWP2B
Product: PWWP domain containing 2B
Exons: 1
Cellular component (GO): nucleoplasm; nucleus
Source: RefSeq, a predicted model, not a curated record
GACGAGGAUCCUCCUGCUGAUGCGCGCAGAGACGCCGCGCAGGGCGAGCCGGAGCCGCAGCCCGCUGGUGAGCAGCCCCCCAAAGCCAACAGCGAUGAGCAAGUGCCCCCGCUCCUGCCUCCCCCGCCGCCUGGCAGCCUUCCUCCCUACCCGCCCUACUUCGAGGGAGCUCCCUUCCCUCGCCCGCUCUGGCUGCGGCACACGUACCACCAGUGGGUUCCGCAGCCACCGCCACGGACUAUAAAGAGGACGAGGAGGCGCUUGUCGCGGAACCGGGACCCGGGGAGGCUCAUCAUGAGCACCAUCCGGCUGCGGCCGAGGCAGGUGCUCUGCGAGAAGUGCAAGAACACGCUGAACCCCGAGGAUGCCAGCACCGCCAGGCAGAACGCUAAGACCCGGAGGAAGCUGAGCGUCCAGGACAAGGAGCAGAAGAAGCACAGCGACUCCGACUACGCCGAGAAAAGGAUCAAAAGAGAAAAGAGAGAGGACGACAAGUUUUCGGGGGAGCUAGUGCAUCGAACGCCGGUCAUAAAGAUAUCCUACAGCACCCCGCAGGGGAAAGGCGAAGUCGUAAAAAUCCCUUCCCGGGUCCAUGGCUCGGUCAAACCCUUUUGUCCGGAGCGGGUAUUGGAGAACGGAGGUGAGGACCAAGAGGAGCCCAGCGACUCCGAACGCUGUCGAGAAACCAGGUGUUUGAUGGACAAGUCGGCUGGCGGCCAGCUCGCUUCCAUUCCAAAACUGAAGCUCACGCGGCCGGUGCAUUCCAGCGCGGAUGGGCCGCCCCCGAAGAUCCGGCUGAAGCCCCAUCGCAUGAAUGACGGUCAGAGCGUUUCCAUUUACAAGGCAGAGCUUAUUGACGAAAUCAGCGUCCUUCACAACAGCAGCGAGUCCAAUCCCGGCGCCUUUUACAACGGCGAAUCCGCGGACAGAGGCUUAGCCGAGAUGUCUUCAGGGAGUUCUGGGGAAGAUGAGGACUUCCGAAGGUUUCCCCGGGGUAAAGAUGGACACGAUAACUUGGCUUUCCUUAUGAAUUACCGUAAACGGAAAGCAGAUUCCUCCAGCUUAUCGGUGUGUAGCAAUGACAGCCUGGACGAAUCCAAGUCUUCGAGCUCGGAAGUGACAUCACCGGAAAUGUGUGACUUUUUGCCUGGUGAUGAUGCGUCCGUCUCCUCGUCUUCCAAAGAUGAGCGUAAAAUGGUGCCGCCGCUCACGGUCCGACUGCACACCCAGAGCGUGUCCAAAUGCGUCACGGAAGACGGCAGGACUGUUUCGGUGGGGGACGUUGUUUGGGGUAAAAUUCACGGUUUCCCAUGGUGGCCAGCACGUGUUCUUGACAUAAACCUUAGCCAGAAGGAGAAUGGGGAACCCUCGUGGCAAGAAGCUAAAGUGUCAUGGUUUGGGUCUCCGACGACUUCGUUCUUGUCCGUUUCAAAACUCUCUCCUUUCUCUGAGUUUUUCAAACUGAGGUUUAAUCGCAAGAAGAAAGGGAUGUAUCGGAAGGCUAUCACGGAGGCUGCAAAGGCGGUGGAGCACCUGACUCCAGAAAUAAGAGAUCUCUUAACGCAGUUUGAGACAUAACUCGGCCUCUGCUAUCAGGU